Messenger RNA from Ceratina calcarata, 9732 nucleotides. Its product is annotated as apoptosis regulatory protein Siva. The transcript has 4 exons. The record is from RefSeq and is a predicted model, not a curated record. NCBI's taxonomy places the organism in Eukaryota, Metazoa, Arthropoda, Insecta, Hymenoptera, Apidae. Gene Ontology annotation, molecular function: CD27 receptor binding. The coding region runs from base 9021 to 9650 and encodes 209 amino acids. Gene Ontology annotation, biological process: extrinsic apoptotic signaling pathway.
UAAAAUAAUGAAUAAAAUAGAGAAAAAUUACUUAUACGUUCAAAUAAACUAUUGAAUGAUUAUUUCAAAUAAAAUACAGUCAGUUGAGGUAAUAUUUGCAAGAUUAUUUUUCAAAUAAUUUAUUUCACUAAUGCCCAAGCCUGAACGAAAUUACUGUUUCCAUAGUACAUCCUCAGUCCUAAGUCUUAAAACGAAUAAUUAAUGAAAUGAUAUAAAAUUUCUAAUAUUAAAAUCAUUAAAUUAAAAAAAUGCUAAUUUCUCAUCCGAAUUAUUACAUAAGAAUUGUUUAAUUCAUUUGAAGUAAAAUGUUAUUAAAACUAUGUACAUAUAAUCAAUCUUUUAGUUAAAACAAUCUUGGAUGAUUACUAAUUUGGAGUAUGUAUCAGAUUAUUCGAUACACAAUAAACACUUGGAAUUAUCUUAAGACUUAUGAAGAAAGGUGUACGCAGGGAAAUGUUAUCUCGUCUCACGUUACUUUCGCGUCUCCAAAUAACGAAAUCAAUUAAAAGCAAAUCCAUUCGAUAAUUUCGAGUAACCGGAUAUGCCUUAUCCUUACAGAAAUAUCCAAAAGCCGCCUUAACGAUUAAUAUUACAUGAAAAAGUAAACGCGAUAAGACCGAUGUUCCAUUAAAACUCAUAACAGAUCGCGGAUUCGAUAUGCAAACCAGUGCAGGUCAUCAAAAGCUACACGUUAAUAUUUUUCAAUGAAAUGCGAUCUAAAAUUUUAAAUCGACAUGGGAAGUCUUUAACCCGGCAUACGAAUCCGCAGUCUGAACACUUUAGCGAAACGCAGCUUCCCGCAGAUUCUAAAAUUGAGACGAGGACUUCGCUCCGUAUUUUUACAUUGCGCGCCGAAUAGGAACGAACUUUUCUAGUGCGAGGAAAUUGCGUAGGCGCGUCCGGUUUUCGCUUCGCAAUAUUCGCCGUAGUUUCGAAUUUUUCAAAAACUACGAACUAGUCGAAUAUAAAUUCAAACAGCGUCCUAUUUAUCGAUAGGGGGUACCGCGAAAUUCCGGGACACGGAAAGGUAAAAAGAAAAACGAAACCGAGACUCGCCGCCGAGCGUCUCUCGCACUUUCUAUUAUACGUAUUUAACUUUUUUGCAAGACUCGUGUAAGUAGAGGCGAAAGAGAGGGAGGGAACGAGUUACAUACAUACAAAAAGCGGCGCAACGAUCGCGUCGAGAGAUUUAUUUUUUGCACGCACGAGAAAAAAAAACAUUUCAAAAGACUAAUAUAUAAAUAUAUAUAUAUAUAUAUAUAUACAAUAUAGGUACACGUAUAAGUACUUAGGUUUCACUUAUGAGCGUCGCGUUGCUACGCGUACGGCUUCUUGUCUGCUAUUUAAAAAAGAGAACGAGGAAGAAUUCGCCGCGAGAAGAAACAUAAGAUCUUACCUAGUAGAUUAAGCGACGAAGAAAUAAAAAAAAACAACAAAUGUAACCGAUACCCGUUUUUCUCGACGCACGGUGAAAAGAAAACAUAUCUCAACAAUUGUCCCGGCUUCUUAGUGGAACGACAAACACAUUGUAAAAUGCAAUUUUUAACCAAGCACUGUAGGAGUAGAAUUAAACGACGAAACCUGCCGAACGCCAGCGUGAGAAUCCGACUAAAUCACAUUCUUUGAAGCAACCAUGUGUCCCAUCAAGAUUUUCUCGGGAACUUCAGUUCAUUGAACUUGUUUUUCAUAAAGAAUUAGUCUCGAUUAAACAUGCGAAUUUACUGACGCAAGAUGAAUCCGAAACGAUAAUUCAAGGACCGUUAAAAUCUUAUAGCAUAUACUACAUGGAGGAAGCACGCUUACGGCGACACUGUAGACGAGUGACAGAGAAAAAAAAAAUAGUUUGGAUACUAUUUUUCUCUCAUACACUAGCAGACAGCGAAGGGAGGAAGACGCAGACACAAUCUAAUAUUCUUUCUUUCCUUAUCACUCGUCUACAGUGUCGCCGUAAGCGUGCUUCCUGCAUGUAGUGUAUGCUCUAAGGUUCAAAUAGCGGUUAUAUUUUUGUUAAACGUACCGCGAAACAGCAUCGAGUAUCGUCUAUGAUGGAAAGACGUAGGAUAGGUGAAAAGUAGCACUCGACAACGAAGAAAGGAAAGACGACGGUUCUCAGUUUUCGGAGAGGAUCCAUGAGACAAUUAUUUAAUGAAGACGUGCCGUUUAGUUGGUUUCACAGCUAGAUAGGUACACGUCCUAAUUAAAAUGUAACCUAACGAGAAAUCUAAGAUAUCAAUCGGUCGUGCACGACCGAUUUGUCAAUCAUUUUUCAUGUUAUUAUUAAGAAAACGUUUUAAAAGAAAGAAAAUAAAUUUGGACACGGCUAAUACAUUUGUAAUUAUUUCUAAUCAGUCGGUUAAACGAUUUUGUGAUUAUGCGAUAUUUAAUUAAGAGCAUAAGCGAGAGUCGAAUCAAAAAAGAAUGCAAUGUGGAAGCUCCGAAACUGGAGCUCUUCCUUUAGAUAUAAACAUUGCACAUUGUAUCGCGACUCGUUCCUACAAACAGCUACGCGAAAGAGAAACGAGGAUUCGAAAACGGAUGAUUCGUCUCGGCGAAGAGAAUUCUGUUGAUCGUUUCGUUACUAGCUAAAGGAUUAUUCUAAUUGUUCGUAGACUUUAAUUGACUGAAUCGUUGGUUUUCGAAAAGGUGACGUAGCUAAAUGGAAAACGGGAAGAGUCGGACGUGAAGCCUGGUUCGAUAGGCAAUUAGAAUAAAAUUACUUGUUCUUACCGAUUCGAUAUCCAGUAUUUGUAUUAAGACCAUUCCAUUAAGAAGCUUGCAGAUAGAUAGAGAAUAAAAAGGAGAAGGAUGUUGCUAUCGUUUGACGAGCACCACCACCUUCCUGCGUUUUAAUCGCUGAUAGGGGAGGAGAAACAGGGAGAGAGAAUGCGUACGAGUGCGAGUAACGUUUUGUUUAAAUCGGGCUUUGCAAUAUACGCGAGAUUAUCUCGUAAACUAAUGAGCGAAAGCAAGUAUGUGUGUGUGUGUGUGUGUGUGCGCGCGCGCGCGUGAGGGAUGAAUGUGAAAAAAAGAAACGAGUUGUCGUUGAAUAGCCGAGGCGAAUCGCUAUUAUUGUACGCGUCACAUACGUACACAAUAAAGACAGACACACACCAUUAACAUAUAAAUUGAAUUUAGAACGUAAGCUUGCGGUUAUCUAUUUACUAAUUGCGAAUUAAUGUAAAACCAUUCGUACGACAUAAGUAAUACGUAAUUACAGAGAAGGGAAAACAGAAAGGGAUAAAAAUAGAAAGAGGGAGAGAGAGGGAGAGAGUAAGAGAGAGAGAAAGAGAGAUGGGGAAAAUACGAGGACACAAGAGAAACAAAUUACCGGCCAUACUAAGCUAGGAUUUUAUAUCGUGCGAAUUUAAAAAGGGGUGGAGAGAGAAAAAAUUACUAAAGUACUUCGGUGAAUAUACUCGAGUGAAUGGAUCGACGGUUGCCGAGUGUGUCAAACAGCUCGGGACCAUUUUACCGUCUGCUGUCUCAUUUCGUUGCACAAUUGAGCUUGCCGUUAUCGCAGCUCACUUGUUCACGAACAAUUAAAGUACAUAAUAUUCGCUACAAUACCCCUCGCGUGUCUCCAAUUUAUUUUUCGAUCUCGCUUUUGCCCCACGCGACUCUGCGUCGACUUCAAUUUUCUCCUCCGCUAUCUUCAUAUUUACAUUUGUUUUUCUCAUUAACUUGAAGCGUCGUAAAGCGGGAGAUGCGGUGUCAACGUAUUGCUGGCAAGCAUUUUGAUUCGCUCUGCGCUUACCUUCGCGGGGAGUAGCUUCGAAUUAUAUAAUUGUGUACAGACUGCGAAUUUUUAUACGAUUAUUUACAAAAGAUGCGCGCGAGGAUGCAACGUGAAUUAAAAUGUCAGUUACUGUAAUUUACCUGACACCGGAUCAAUUCGCACCGUGUGCGACGUAUUCGAUGAAAUUCACGGGAACCUUCGUUGAUUUCCGAACGAAGGAGAGGGUUGAGACGCGCAGAGAGGUCGCGUGCUUUCCUGCUAAAUAGAGACAAGAUUGUGAGCAGAGGACCCUUGAACCGGGCGCAUACAAUUGUAGAUAAUUAUACAAACCAACAUCAUACACCUUAAAACAUGAAUAAGCUAGACGGAUAGACGUUUUUAUACAAUUUAUAAGGCGAUUUGCACUCGAUUGAUUUGUCACACGUUUACUUGUUGACGUUCCGUUGCAUGUAAACAUACACAGAGGCCCACACAUACAUAUACACGCACACACACAUACAUGUACACACGCGCGUGAGUGCCUUCGAGCUUGCAUCGCGGCAGCCUUGCUCAGGAAAUCCGAUUAAACAGGAUUAAAGCGUUACAUAAUUUAAAUACCGUUGUCGUAUCGGACAGAAAUCAACUGAACCAGUUUCUCUUCGUUGCAAUCCGUACUUUCGAGCUAUAUACUCGAACCAGCAUAUCGAGUUACACGUAUUAUCUACGCUUCUUUCAUUUAUCUUUCUAAAGUUGUGUAUCCACUUGUAUCGUACCCUCGUAUCGUAUCACCGUCGCGUACCGUUAUUUACAAGGUUUAUGAAGUUUAUGAACACCGAGUCGAUAAGAAUUAUCGAUCAUAUUUAUUGAUUCUAUUAAAAAAAUCAUUUGCUAUUUGCUAAGAUGCAAGGAUGCAUUCAGUCAAUGAAUUCCAUCAAAUAAAAGAUUCAUAUACAGUUACCCAAAACGAUUCCCGACCUUCUCGCUAUGCAGAUGAGAUACAAAAGCGUGUCCCAAAUCCUCAACCUUGAAUUAAAUCUCUUGAACGUUCGACGAAGUAUCAAAUUUUAAAUCUUGACGAACAGAAUGAUGUAAGAUAGAAUAGAAUAGGCAUGUUAAUGUUGAGCAGACGAGAAGUAUUCAUAGUACUUGCUGCAUAAUUGAAAUUUAAUUUUUGCAUCUGUCAUAAUAAGUGGGUCAGGAAUCGUUUUGGCUAGCUGUACAUCUAAUGAAACAAAAGAGUAACCAAUUAUUUUAUGUGAUUAUUCUAAUUGACAUAGAUGUACGAGCACACGAUAACAUGAUUCAUUUGUAUUAUUCUUUACAUGAUUUAUGAUGGUUGCUCGUAAUGAUACGUAAUACUGAUCCGAUACACUGGAUAAGGUGCAAGAAAGGUAGCUGCGAUGCACCGUGGCGCCUAGUGACCGCAAUACCUAUUGUAAAAUAGCUCCAAAACCCCACCCACCCCCAAGAUUUUAAACUGAUUAUUAGGUAUUGUGCCGCAAUCAUUUUACUAUUGUGUCUAUUCGCAGAGGUGAGAGUUUCCGUGCACAGCUAAACGCGAGUAUCCUAACGUAAACGUUGAUCAUUAACGAUUCCGUUGGUGAACAGCGUGUUCUUACCAGGCGGCGACGGCGUGGAGCGAGGCUAAUUAUCGCCCCGAAAACAUCGUCGUUUCACCAAAAUCUCUGCCAACCACUCGAGCCAACUGCUCCAAUUAUUUAGCUCUUCGAGCAGAACAUCCCUCCCCCUGCACCGUUUACCCGCUUCAUCAUCAAGCUUUAUCUCAUUAUUGUCACUUUUCCAGCAAGCUUCUCUGUCUUUGUCUUUCAACAAAAGUAGAGUCGGUGGAAGAGUUUCAGCGAGGUCGUAAAGUUCGGCCUAUCAUUGCACCUUGCCUACGAACACAAUAAUUUCAGGUAGGAUUCAGUUCUCAAGUCGGGCCAGGGCUGAGGCAAGUCAAUUUAUUUGGUGUACUUGUGAAUGCUCGCUUUCGACAGUCCCAAUGCUUGAUUGCGAAUGAAAAGAAUUAAAAAAAUUUUAAUCAAUAUCAUUCGUAAAUUUGAAAGUUGCCGGGAACAGCCAAGUUGUCCGAGAAUCCCAGAAAAAUGUUUCUAUUCUUUAUUAGAAAGUAUUUUCAAGUCUGAUAAAGACGGCCCUCACCGCAACCGGUAUCAGUUACUAAUCUGCAUGAUCUAUUAUUAUUUUUAAUGACUAAUUCUGAAAUGAAUGAUGUGAAUUUCACAACCCCGCUAUACUUCUUCCGUCGACUAUACCACUUUCGUAUCGCUGUGUCUUUCUGUGAUUGUUCUUUCAUUCGGGUCCCGGCAAGGAGAUAAACUUUCACGAUUCAAUUUCGUGCGACUUCGUUUACUCUGAACGGAACCUGCGCCCUUAUAUCUGUUGAGAAAACAAACGCGGACCGCGUCGGAUGACAAACGUCUGGUUAAGUUAGCUAAUGAACUUUAUUAUUAAACGCGUCUGUGCAUUUGUUUAAAUAACGCGUUCGUCGGUUUAGUACUGUAGUAGAUUUCGCUUUCUUGAUCGCUGUAUCUCGAUGUCGAGUAAUUAAUACCUCCGGUGACGCUUCUUCUCGCGCUUUUUCGAUUUACCAUCGACGUACCAUUUGGUCUUUGCGGUUUGGCUUCAAACAAAAUUGAGCCAACUCAGACGAAUUGUGAUCUUGAUACACUUGUACGCUUUUCAUAUUAGCACGCGACUCUUCCGUUUCGGUUCACGAAUUUGAUCAUAAACAAUAAUGCGACCGAUUAAAAUGAAAUUGCAGUGUUGAUUUCUUAAUUAAAAGCAAUAAAGGGAAUGUUUCUAGGAAGGCGUAUGAAAUGUACUGACAAAUAUCCGAAUUCGAGGGAAAGAAGUUUAGAAAUCCUCAGCGCCGGAUUGUCGAUGUUAAAAAUGUUGAUUUAGCAAUCUCGUGUUACAUUUCUAACAGUACCAGCAUAUCUUGGCGAUGAUGAAAGAAGGUUUGAAAAAUCGAAGUGUCGUACACGAGGGAUUCCGACAAUUGAGUAUCGAUUAUAUGUACUUCGUGUGAAGUCUUUCACUAAUUUUUAUCAAAAAUGUAUAGUAGUUAGGAAAAUUAUUGUCACUCUGAAAUUUCAUCGUUUGUUUCAAACUGCGUUCAUUCUGCUUAGUGAAACACGCUGACUGUUACAGUCGAUUUAAAAAUUGCACGGCAAUCGUCUGUGAAAUUUGGGUAUAGAUGAAACAGUUCAUAUCAAAGAUGCAUAAUCAAUAUUCCGUUUAAAAGGAUCCCGGGGGUACAGCGAUUCGAUUUAUCGAUUGCGCGUUGAAUGUACCGAGUAUUUAGUAACGUCCAUGACAACUGACAAUAACGGCUGUGAGUCCGAAGAUGUGUUUUUCCGAGCAAAACUAUUCCUUAACAAUUUCGCUUGACUUGCCUGCGUAAAUUUCGAUCUUCCCCUCGGAGAUUCCAGCGUGUACCGACCCGCCGCGGAAUUCGACCACAAAUCAAAUCGUUUUACCUCGAGCUCAACGAAUUUUUUAACCGUGAAACACGCGUUUAAUAUAUGUUUGCUUUAAGGUUCAUUCGGUCGAUCAACGCAGGAAUUUCCAGGAUGAGAAACGACGACCAUUCUUAUCUGAACGAUGUAACCGACGCUUGCAUAAAAUAAACAAUGAUUUAAUUUACUCACCGAUAUACGCAGCCGAUUAUGACGGACAUACUUGUCGCUUGUUUUGUGAAUAAGGGGCACGUUUAACGAACGAUGGUUACGUCGAUUCGGGUAUUGUUAACCUCUGCAAGAACCGGGCACCGAACGUUAUCGCUCCGAACGCGGACACACCCACGACUAACAAAAACGAAUGAACCAAAACGUGUACCCGAAAGCGUGAACGCAGUAGAAUAGAACGGACGUGAUAAAAGUUUAAAGAGAUGCACUUUUCACAAUUCUCAACACGUUAUUCGAAAGACGUAGCCAUGAAUCAGAGCAAAUCUCGACAAAUCUCUGCCGGGUAAAACGAAUCCGCCGCGGAAACUUUUUCAGCGGUUGAAGUCGAGAAGAUCCGGGAUUUGCGCUAAAUUCGAUGCACUUGCAGUAAACUAUUUUUUUACGAAAAUAAAGAAGAGAACGAUCCUGUCCUGAAACCCUCGUUCCUUAUACAAGAGAUAAUACUUCUUUUCUUAUGCGUUCAUUUAUUUUUACCCACGACAACGAUAUCGCGUGUUGCGAUUGGAUCUCGCGAUCCUAUAAUACGAAACGAUUAUUGCAAUUGGCUCUUACUUCGCGACUUGAAUAGGACUUGUUUUAGAAAAUGAAUAACCGCUAAAUCGACAGAUAUUAAACUAGCUCUGAUCGCAAUCGUUUUAUUCGAUUCCAUUUCGACGGAUAUGAUUUCCACGUACGUUUCGGAUAUUCGUUUUAUAAAUACGAUCUAGUUUACUCAUUACUAAAGCGAGUUACAACAGUGUACAGUUAUUGUACUAACGAAUAUGUACUGCUGGUACUUGUCACGCAAUGACUAUGGAUCAUUAUGUAUUAUUAUAAAGUAAUAUCGUUAGUUUUCAAGCAAACGGAUAAAGACGAGAAUGUGGGGUGAUGAAAAAUUGUAACAUAUUUGUUGAUGGCCAAUAUCAAAUAUGUAUAAAAGUAAUAAUGAUGCAACAUUACUAAUAAACAAAUAUUACUAAUUUCGUUGCAAUUAACUUCAUUCCCGAGUCUGUACAUUUUAUACACCAUUUAAUUAUUAUCACUCCAAGAAUAUUACAGUGAUCUUUAAUCAACUCCAAACAAACUUUUUUUUAUUUGGGCUUUAAGUCGCGUCGAUUACAAGGUUGUUAGCGAUAUCGCAGAGUAUACAGAUUACAAUAUUUGUUUUAUCAAUUUGGUUUCUUUAAUGAAUUUAAGUAGAUCUUGUAUUUUCUAUUCUGUUAAAUUAUCCUUGAGAGAGGAUUCUAAAUUAUAAGUUCUACAGAGAAAACUGUAUUUAGGAUAAUGUAGGAUUAAAUGUUUUAUGGGCAUUAUUUACGUUACGUGAGUUACGAUCUUCCCAUUGGGAUACUGGAUCCUCCGAUAUCCUGUAAGUGUGUGUAACUCCAGCGUGUCCAAUUUUUCAUAUGAUUCAAAUUAAAUUUGAGGAGGAAAAUGGCUUCUCAAAGGAGGAUCCUCUUAUUCUUCCUCAUCCAUUAACCACUCAACCGUCUAAUUAAAUAUUUACGCACGUCCACACACGGUUUUAAACUCGGAACACUGGGCUACAGUAACUGGAAAAAUAUAUACCGCGACGAUACUUUUCGUAGUGAUUGUACGUAAACAUCAGCGUGACACACAUGGUCGUAUCGUUAUGUCAAAUAUACAGCGAUGUUUCGAAUAGUUUAAAAGUUAAAACCGUGCACGUUUAUUUCGCGUCGGACGAAUUUCGGUCGAAUCGAAAAAGAAUGCCGAAGCGGCCGUAUCCGUUCGAAGACAAUUUGUUACCGCAAUUGAAACUGCACGUAGGUGAAAAACAAGUGAACAACGGCGUCUCGCGGGAAGAAUUGAUGAAGGACAUAUACGGUAGAACGAUGGACUUGUUAAAGGAAGGUGUCAAGACUCUGUCGCAAAGAUUGAAUAGUUCAAUGGAAUUAAACGCCGUUGACGUGCCGGCGUCGGAGAGAACUUCCGCCUCCUCCUGCAAGCCGAAAACUGAACGGAAUUCGAAACAAAUGACACUCACUAAAAAUCUGGGAUUGUUAAGUGGGGACAAAGCUAUAAAGGAUCUUCCGCAGAGAUACGAUCUCUGCGGAUGCAGCAGGGUGAUCGAUCAGUGCAUGCUCAAUAAAUGUUCUUAUUGCGAUCAAGUUUUGUGCAAUUCUUGCCUGUCCGAGUGUGCCACUUGUUCAGACCUAUUUUGCCAGAAUUGUUCUCUACCUGUGUACGAACAAGAAGAGAAACACAAGUGCCUUAAUUGUUACAAAUAAACGUAUUUUAACACGAUUCUUAAUAUUUAUCUUUCCAAUUUUUGUAUGAAUGCUUUUGAAUAAAGUACAUUGAAUGAGAAAA